Molecule: messenger RNA, 2273 nt
Organism: Physcomitrium patens
Lineage: Eukaryota; Viridiplantae; Streptophyta; Bryopsida; Funariales; Funariaceae
Product: homeobox-leucine zipper protein HOX17
Biological process (GO): regulation of DNA-templated transcription
Molecular function (GO): DNA binding; DNA-binding transcription factor activity, RNA polymerase II-specific
Source: RefSeq, a predicted model, not a curated record
CCUGGUCUGUGCCCUCGUUUCAAUCUCUAACUCCCCAACGCUGAGAUUUUCGCAGCACGAUAAUCUCAUGUUCUACUUUCAUUGUGCCGUGCAACUUCUGCACUGGUCGAUUUCUGAGCGGUUGUGAUGUUCCGACGCUGUAACCCCUUCGAAACUUUAGAACUUCCUGAAACCUACCGAAGGACACAUCCCAAAGAGAUUUCCAUCCAGAAUUUUUGUUUAGAGUUGCUGAACUUCAGAAUUCUCAACUCGUGCGCUAUAGUACAGACUCGCCUUGGAUCACCUAGACAAGUAUCUUCAAGUCAGUUUACUAUAUUGUGCUUUAGUUAGCACAAUGCACCUAAGUGGGGUGGAACUGAAGCCAAGUACCUUAAUUAACAUUAUGUCGUCCUAUUCAGAGAACUCGAAACUCUUCAGAGUUGCGAAGCCUAUGGUAGAACUUGUUGUUCGACGAACUGCACUUCUUGCAGAAAGCUUAUUUAUGCUAACUAAAACCUCUUAACCUGGUACCAUGUACAUCAAUAGCCAAGAAGCGGUUCUCAAUUCAAGGACCAUUGACAUAGCCUUCAUCAAUCUCAAUUGCGAAAGUCUCGAAGCAUCCACCUACUGUCCCGUUCAUAGAUUAGCUUUCAUAUCAUAUCGAAAUUACAGUUUCUGCUCGUCAAGUUCGCGUUGUCAUCAACCGUAGUGGCAACUCGAUAAGGGACUAGCCCAUCGCUACAUGUAUUCUACUAAUGUGUGCUGGGAGACAUGUUUGAUAGAAGAUGUUAACAUUUCUCGUCUCUGAAAUGUCCUAGUCUUAUUUCCUUCUUCGAGGCCAACAUUUGCACUUGAGCAGAUUCCACGUGACUUACUGUAAAUUCUCCUCUUUUCAGUCGGAGGAAUUACACCAACUCAUACGUUAUCUACUCAUCUGCAGCUUCCGGGUGUUCCCAUCUUCUGAAUACCCAUGUUCCCCCUCAAUCGUGAUAACAGCAGUUCGUUGCGCAACAUUUAGAUUACUCCCCUAGCGCAUGAUAAUUGGUGAGUGGAGUACAACCUCAGAUUUCGACGUCCCUUAUGAGUUCCAGUCACGAUUCUGAUUACAACAGAUCAAAUUUUUCAGGACGUGAGAAUUACAUGGAUUACUCAUCUGGAAACAUGGGCAGUUGCGAUUGCGAGGAGUCGUCCCUGUCGAGUAUCCUGACGCUGCAAGAUCAGCGAGAGAUGUUCCGAUCAGUGUUUCCUGGCCGGUCUAGUGAUAACAGUCAAGAGUACGACGAGGAUGACGAAGGAUCAAGCCAGAAGUUGAGGUUUACCAAGGCUCAAUUGCGGGUUCUGGAGGAUACUUUCGAGAGGUUGCAACGGCCCAAUGCUCAUCAGAAGAGCACGCUGGCAAUGGAGUUGGGUGUCCAACCUAGACAAGUGGAGGUGUGGUUCCAGAACCGUAGGGCCAGAGGCAAGGCGAAGCGUAAUGAGUCCGACUGUGAGGUUUUACGGCAGCGCUGCCAGGAUCUUCUAGUGGAGAAUCACCAUUUGAGCUACCUCAUCCAGACCGAAAGAAUGGGUUAUGAUAGCCGACAACUGUCAAACGAAGGCGGGCCGCUACUACAGAUGGCUCUCUGCAACAACUGCAAAAAACUUCGCAACUGCUGAUCCAAAUGAAUUCAUUUCCUGCUGCUGCUCUCCGCAUCACUAUCAGAGUCUAUGAACAAUCAACGAUCAAUUUGCAUUGAACACUGCUCAACAUACAGGAACCUGAACAUCUCAACAACCUGUUGGGGGGUAUGCCUCCAUGAUUACCGCCGAGUAUGGUUAAUGAAGCACACUUUAUUUCGAUGGACUGUUAGCUCUAGCCUCUUAUUCCUUCAACUUUCUCGUGCCGACCGCCUGACCAUGUCACUCGAUCCAUCAAGCUUCAACGAGGUCUUUUUCGCAAGUCGAGCGGGCUGUCAAGCUGUACGCCUGUUCCGCCGGUGCUCGAGGAGUGCAGAUCUCAGAGUGUUUUGUGUAUUAUAUUACAGUUGCAUUGAUAUAUUUUUAAGUAUACUCAGAGUUUAGCGUGGGUCGUGGUGAAUAUGGUAGAAGUGUUUGAGGAAGUGACGUGUUUCAAUAUGGGUUAAACCGUGGCAGUCGGUCCCCUAUAAUACAGUGACAAGCUUGUAAAUUUCGGAAGUAUGUUUUAGUUUACGAAACGCCCAGUUGCGUUGAAUUUUUAGCGGAUGCACCGCCUAGAUGAAUGAAGCUUGUGUAUUCAUUCUGUAAUGAAUUCGAACUUUUCAAUGGAUGGUUUA